Messenger RNA from Ceraceosorus bombacis, 314 nucleotides. The record is from the annotation of a GenBank genome assembly. NCBI's taxonomy places the organism in Eukaryota, Fungi, Basidiomycota, Exobasidiomycetes, Ceraceosorales, Ceraceosoraceae.
AUGGCUUGCCGGCUCCCAUGUAUCAUCGGCUUUGCUGUACCCAGCCCAUCGGACGCGAUACUCAAGGCCUUGCGGCGUGGUACGGGCCAAUACAAUGCGGUCGACGUGGUAUUCCUGUGUGUCGUCGCGGACGUCUUGUACUGGGUGACGCGCGUCAGACGGCCACGGCGCAGGGCGAGAUCGUGGAUUGGUGGUGGAAAGGACUGGCUCGAGCAAGCUGACGUGAAACACCGGCCAGCAACGGUAGCGUGCGGGCAGUUGCAGGCGGUACGCCGAUCGACCAACCCUUGCUUGGACCGGGAAUGGGCCAAUAA